UGACAGGCAACUGUGUAGCUUCAGACUUAAGUCUGUGACUAGGACUGGGUGUUCUUGGGAAAAACGCUUUUAGACAUGCAUUCUACCACCUGUAAAAUGUGGAUGGACAGCGUUUAAUCUCUCGGAGCUGAGGGCUGCAGACCAAGCCCAGGGACAGAGCCCCAUGGGUGUGCUUUACUCUUUCUUCCCUCUACCAGGACAUCUCCUGUGAAGCUUCCUGUAUGUGACCCGAGGAUGGCGGAGCCACAGGGCCAGGAGCUCACAGCUGAGUGCCCCGUCUGCUGGAACCCCUUCAACAAUACAUUUCACACCCCCAAAGUACUAGACUGCUGUCACUCCUUCUGUGUGGAAUGCCUGGCUCACCUCAGCCUGGUAACCCCAGCCAGGCGCCGUUUGCUCUGCCCGCUCUGUCGUCAGCCCACCGUGCUGGCUUCAGGACAACCAGUUACUGACUUGCCUACAAACACUGAAGUAUUGACCCUGCUCCGCCUAGAACCCCACCAUGUCAUCCUUGAGGGCCACCAGCUCUGUCUCAAGGACCAACCCAAGAGCCGUUACUUACUGCGUCAGCCUCGGGUCUAUACCCUAGACCUUGGCACAGAGCCUGGGAGCCAGACUGGACCCUCUCAGGACACAGUCCCUGACAGCAGGCCCAUGCCCAUCCCCAGCCACUACUCUCUCAGAGAGUUUAUCCGCAACCCUCACUUCCGGAUCUUUGCCUACCUGAUGGCUGUUAUCCUCAGUGUUACCCUACUGCUCAUCUUCUCCAUCUUUUGGACUAAGCAGUUCUUUUGGGGAGCGGGGUGAGUACUCUCUUUGUUCCAGCACAAGGAACUGAGCCUUUCUCUGUGGUUGCUGGAAU
This is a messenger RNA of Phodopus roborovskii (desert hamster), 862 nucleotides long. RefSeq names its product ring finger protein 183 (gene Rnf183). Gene Ontology annotation, molecular function: ubiquitin protein ligase activity. The transcript has a single exon. NCBI's taxonomy places the organism in Eukaryota, Metazoa, Chordata, Mammalia, Rodentia, Cricetidae. The coding region runs from base 235 to 807 and encodes 190 amino acids. The record is from RefSeq and is a predicted model, not a curated record. Gene Ontology annotation, biological process: protein ubiquitination.